CUGUAGCAGCACGUACUUUGGAAGCGCGAAUUCAAUUUUGCAUAAUUAUCUUGUGAAAAACACUAAUAUGGCUGAUCGAAAAUCCAAGUCAGCGGCCUUAUAUUUCCCGGAGGAACUCUCCAUGUCGGACACCAGUUGUGUGGUGUGCUUUGGCGACGCUAAGAAUCCCGUUUUUUGUACAACCUGUAGGAAAAUGUUUUGCUGCGAUUGUAUGGUGAAAUGCCAACAAACGAAUGGAUGCGCCAAUUGCCGGAGCAAAACGCCACCGGAAGUAUUCGUCUCACAAAGCGGAAAAUACCGUUGUGAAAAACAUGAGCUUUUGAUAACAAUGUUAUGUACGGAGUGCGAUAUUUGUGUCUGCAAACAAUGCCUCGGCAGGGAAGCCGAACAUUCGCUUCAUUCGUUCCUCGCAAUCGACGAUAUCCGCGCUGAACUUUGCCGUGAGGUGGAAAAGAUCUACGAGUACCAAACAAUGGUGGAUAGUCUCCAAGGUCUGAAAUCAAUGUCAGGUUUGGCGAAUCAAUUUGCUGAAAAAUGUUUGAUAAAUAUAGAAUCAUUCAACAUAAUUCUUUGUUCCAUUGAAAACACAAUCGGUACAUUCAUCAAAGACGUCAAUACGUAUGAAUUAAAAGAAUUAAUAAAACACAGAAAACCGAUAAAAGAACAGGUGCAGAAUACUCUUGAGAAAAUAAGCACAUUGCAAAGACAAGAGCCUCAACAAAUCUACGAUUUUGGGGAGGCCCUGUUUGGAAUUGAGAAAACUGAGAUAGCAACGGGAUGUGUAAAAACUGCCGACGAUAAAUUCGGGAAUCGUUGGCGUUUAGAAACACGUAGAACCUUCCGAGGCAUUGCAUUUUAUUUCAAACUUUUACACGGGACGCCAGGGAGAUACGAGGUAAAGAUCAAUUCAUCGGACAACUCGCACCAACUCCAGAAGGUCCUGGAAUUCAAAAGCAUUUCUCACAAGGCACAAUUUUGCGAAUUAUCGCUAACGUCAGAAGACAUAUGCUUUACGAUUAGCUUACGCCCUACUAAUUUCAAAUACUAUCUCCAAUGUGCGAAGGUAUAUAGCGAAUUAGUGGAGAAUGAGUCUGCAUAUUCUGAGAACAUUGUUGUAAUUACGAAGAAAAUUUUUCAUGCUGAGAAAUGUGAAUCAUUCAUCAGGGACGGAACAGGGACAAUGUGGCGUACAAGAUGCAAUAUUCACUGCCACAGUGGGACUUCAUAUUUGUCUGUAUGUCUCGUACAUUACGAUGGGGCGGUUGGCAGGUUCGAAUUUUUUGUGCAGCUUGUCAAUCAGAAGGAUGGGACAAAACCAAUAAAAGUCGUUCGAACCAGGAGAUUCCAUUUCGGAUCGGAAUAUUGCAUAAAAAAAUUCGUUGCGCUGAAUAAUUUGAAUGAACAUACCUAUGAUCUACGAGGCGGACUUCAACUUGUGAUAGGAAUACGACCAACGGCCAACAAUCAGAGCUUUCUACGAAAGUGCUUUGAUCUUUUAUCUUAACAACAAGAGCAAUAAAAAUCAUGACAUUAUAAUUCUCGAUGUGUGGUUGUGUCACCAACAUUCGAAAGCAAACGUCUAUUUGGUAGAGUAAGCUUCUAGCUUAACAAUCACAUUUAUUUCAGUUUUAUAGUUUUACUUUAUGAUUCUAUGAUAGUU
Molecule: messenger RNA, 1660 nt
Organism: Toxorhynchites rutilus septentrionalis
Lineage: Eukaryota; Metazoa; Arthropoda; Insecta; Diptera; Culicidae
Exons: 6
Coding region: 68-1504 (478 amino acids)
Molecular function (GO): zinc ion binding
Source: RefSeq, a predicted model, not a curated record